UUCAAUAUUUUGUAAUCAAAAGUUGUAGUCUUCCAAGGGAAAAGUCGAGAUUUCCGGAUCUUAGAUUAUGAUUACAAGGUUGAACAAUUUAAGAAGUACGUACAUGUUGGAGAUAGCUCACAAACUCAAGUAUUUGCUCCGGAAAGUAGAAAUCCACGAUGACUUUGCAGAGGAAGGUGAAGCAUAUAUCCGAAUGCUUUGUGAGGCCACAGCACGACCUCUCACAAGAUACAAAGCAACCCAUAUACUUAACACCCUUUGAGCUCCCCUUUCUCAACCUCAACUACAGCCAAAAGGGUCUCCUUUUUGCAAAACCACCUCCGGAAAAUCAAGAUUUCUCCAUAACCAUUUUCUUGGAACACCUUCGCCGCUCCCUCUCUGCCACCCUCAAUCAUUUCUACCCUCUCGCUGCGCGCUUAGCCACGCGAAUAGAAGAAAACCCACCUUCAUAUGUCAUCUACAUAGACCCUGAAAACAGCCCCGGAGUCAAGUUUGUUCACGCAACCGUGGACGCAACUGUUUCCGACAUCCUUGCGCCUGAUGUACCCUUAGUUGUUCAUUCAUUCUUCGACCUGAAUGAUGCUAUUAGCCAUGAUGGUCAUACGCUCCCGUUGUUAUCCAUUCAGGUGACCGAGCUUACCGAUGGAAUCUUUAUCGGUGGCUCUGUGAACCACAUUCUCGCAGAUGGAACAUCUUUCUGGCAUUUCAUGGCUGCUUGGAGUGAAAUAUUUAGAUCGAAAGAGAAAACUGGUGAUUGCAUCUCGCGUCCUCCGUUAUUGAAACGAUGGGUCCUUGAAGGAUACAGUCCUAUUACAAGUCUACCGUUCAAACAUCAUGAUGAAUUCAUCCAUCGAACAGAAAAUCCACAAGUUAAAGAGAGAUUCUUCCAUUUCUCAUCGGUUGCAGUCUCUAAGCUCAAAGCAAAAGCAAAUGAGGAAUGCAACAUGCAAAAAAUCUCAAGUUUACAGGCGGUUUCCGCACUUUUGUGGAGGUGUGUAGCUCGAGUUCGAUGCCAACCACCCAAUAGUGAAACCGUUUGUAAAUUUGUUAUUAAUAACCGGUGUAGAGUGAACCCACCGUUGUCUGAUGAUUAUUUUGGCAAUUUGGUUGAUAUAAUUAAGGGAACAACAACGGUUGAGGAUCUAAUGUCUCACGGGCUUGGAUGGGCAGCAUUGAAGAUGCAUCAAGUGGUCAAAAACCACGAUGAUGCAGCAGUGAAAAAGUGGGUUGAGUCAUGGUAUAAAAACCCGGUAGUAUACAAACUGAAUGGACUGCUACAUCCAAACAUUGUACACAUUGGGAGUUCACCAAGGUUUGACAUGUAUGGGUGCGAGUUUGGGUUGGGAAAAGCAGUUGCGGCUAGAAGUGGGUUCGCGAACAAAGCUGAUGGCAAAAUGACAAUGUAUCCAGGUCGGGAAGGAGGAGGGAGCAUGGACGUUGAAGUUUGCCUAUUGCCGGAAUAUAUGAUGGCUCUUGAAUGUGAUGAGGAGUUUAUAAGUGCUCUAAAAGAGUAACUAAAUGGUAUUAUGGUACAAAGUAAAAUCUCAUUUCUGAUGAUUCAUGGUUUACAUUCGGUAACAGUGGUUACAUUUUGUGUGGUUUCUUUCAAUAAGUAAGUUGUUCCAAUCAAGAUACGAUUCCUCUAUUUUUAUCAAA
This is a messenger RNA of Helianthus annuus (common sunflower), 1656 nucleotides long. RefSeq lists its product as uncharacterized. The transcript has a single exon. The coding region runs from base 159 to 1514 and encodes 451 amino acids. The record is from RefSeq and is a predicted model, not a curated record. Lineage: Eukaryota; Viridiplantae; Streptophyta; Magnoliopsida; Asterales; Asteraceae.